Messenger RNA from Plasmodium malariae, 1230 nucleotides. NCBI's taxonomy places the organism in Eukaryota, Apicomplexa, Aconoidasida, Haemosporida, Plasmodiidae. The record is from the annotation of a RefSeq genome assembly.
AUGAAUAAUAAAUUAUUUAUAAGAAAUAAACAACAUAUUAAUUUAGGUACUAUAGGUCAUGUAGAUCAUGGUAAAACAACUUUAACAGCAGCAAUAUCUUAUUUAUUAAAUUUACAAGGGUUAUCUAAAAAAUAUAAUUAUUCUGAUAUUGAUUCUGCUCCAGAAGAAAAAAUAAGAGGUAUUACAAUAAAUACAACACAUAUUGAAUAUGAAACAUUAACUAAACAUUGUGCUCAUAUAGAUUGUCCUGGUCAUUCUGAUUAUAUUAAAAAUAUGAUUAUUGGAGCUUCACAAAUGGAUAUUGCAAUUUUAGUAAUAUCUAUAAUUGAUGGUAUAAUGCCUCAAACAUAUGAACAUUUAUUAUUAAUAAAACAAAUAGGUAUUAAAAAUAUAAUUAUUUUUUUAAAUAAAGAAGAUUUAUGUAAUGAUAUAGAAUUAAUAGAUUUUAUAAAAUUAGAAAUAAAUGAAUUAUUAAUUAAAUAUAAUUUUGAUUUAGAUAAUAUUAAAAUAUUAACAGGAUCUGCUUUAAAUGUAAUAAAUAUUAUACAAAAAAAUAAAAAUUAUGAGUUAAUAAAAUCUAAUAUUUGGAUACAAAAAUUAAAUAAUUUAAUUAAUAUUAUAGAUAAUAUUUUAAUACCUGUAAGAAAAUUAAAAGAAAAUUUUUUAAUGUCAAUAGAAGAUGUAUUUUCAAUAACUGGUAGAGGUACAGUAGUUACAGGUAAAAUAGAACAAGGAUGUAUUAAUUUAAAUGAUGAAAUUGAAAUUUUAAAAUUUGAAAAAUCUUCAAUUUUAACAACAGUUAUAGGGUUAGAAAUGUUUAAAAAACAGUUAAUACAAGCUCAAUCAGGAGAUAAUGUAGGUAUUUUAUUAAGAAAUAUUCAGAAAAAAGAAAUAAAAAGGGGUAUGAUUUUAUCAACUCCUAAUAAAUUAAAAGUAUAUAAAUCUUUUAUAUCAGAAACUUAUAUAUUAACUAAAGAAGAAGGAGGUCGUCAUAAACCUUUUAGUAUAGGAUAUAGACCACAAUUUUUUAUACAUACAGUAGAUGUAACUGGUGAAAUUAAAAAUAUAUAUUUAUAUAAUAAUAUUCAAAAAAUAGCAAUUCCAGGAGAUAAAUUAACUUUACAUGUAGAAUUAAAUCAUUAUAUUGUAUUAAUUUUAAAUAUGAAAUUUUCAAUAAGAGAAGGAGGAAAAACUAUAGGAGCAGGUGUUAUAAUAAAAAUUAUAGAUUAA